CCCCCCACGUCACCAUCCACACCAGCAGGUCCUCCUACGCACCAGGGGACAGGAUUCCAGGUAGGUGCGGGUGAGGCUUCACGACUCUAAGGAGCUCCAGAGCCCCAGUGGAAUCUUCCAAGUCCUGUUUGUCCCGGGCAGGAGCUUCCUGGACUAAAGUUUGGCUCAAUCUUAAGGAGCCAUUAUUUGGCCAAAAAUAAGAGUGAAAUAUUUGUGUCGUGAAAGCCACAUUGAUAGUGUAUCUGUAUGAGAGAAGAGGGUACAAAUGACAUUAUUAUGGAAAUUAUUGUCCUGGUCAUAACACACAAAUAUAUAUGUCAUGAGACACAAAUACAUCUUAUCACAAAUAUAAAUGUAAUUACCCUGAUCAACCUUCAUGUAUCAUGUUUGUAUGAAAUAUACUUCUUUCUCAUUAUUUAAAACUAAAAUGCACCUGUUAACAGACACUUCAGUGAGAUGAUGGAUAGGUUAAUCGAUUGACUAUAGUAACUGUUUCACUAUACAUAAGUAUAUCAACACAGCAUGUUGUACACCUUAAAUAUACACAAUAAAAAUUUAAAAAUUAAACCAAAAUUAUUUGGGGGGAUAAAAAGGGCAUUUCCUACUGUUUUAGUUGAGGUGCCUAUAAAAGCAGAGAAAGAACUUGAGUGCAGGUAGUUUACAUGAGAGAUGAUCCCAGAAACACAGGUGAGGAAGAGGGGAGACACUGAGAAAGGGAGUGUGACCUCAAAGGUCACUGCUGUGGGCAACUAGGGCUCAACUCCAGAGGGGACCCUCUGAAAAAGCGAGCGACGUGUGCACUUCUGAUUCAUCCCUGGUGGUGGUGGUAGGGGGGUGGUUAUUGGUUGCAGGUUGCCCUCCAGGGAUGUUUCCACCUCGCUUGCCUGCACACACACCUCAGAGUCCGCCAGCUCACCUUUGACCUGGCUCCCAAGGUGGCCUUGAGGGACAGGAGAGGCAGCAGGGAAGGCAGCUACAGGCGCUUUGGAUGAGGGCUUAGUGCAGGCAGAAAACUGCAGGCAGCCACAGGCGAGUGCAAACCCAUCCGCAGCUUUUGCUCUGCCCCCUUUUGAUCUUUGCUGAUUCUAUUAAUGGGAACUGGAGGUGAUAAAUGAAAAUGAAAUUUUCUCCAUAAAUAUUGUUGUAUUCAAUCGUGUUGUUUUAUUGAUAAGUGUGAAAAUAAUGUAUCUGGGUAGUAAAUGGGCCCAACUGCAGCAUCCUCCCCACACUGAAUUAAGUCUAUUCUAACAGAGCUUCCCAAACUUUGCCCCAGCCUGGCACAGAGAAUAAUGCUGUGUGGACAGCACACUAUGAAUUUAUGUGGGUAAAUGCACAAGGCUCCUCAAGGAUGGAAGCUACUUCUCUGGGGACGCCAACCACCCCAGGAUACACGCGAUAUGCGCCCAGCCACCCCCAGCAUGAAGGGGUGAAUGUGUAGGCACCCCUGUGUCCUGUGGCUAGGGGAAUGAAAAUGAUAAAAAUUGAAAUGCUAUGUUAGGAAAAUCUGUACAAAUGACCCAAAAAACUGUGACACCCAAAUUCUGAAGGUAUUUUGAAUGAAACAUAAUUGGAUUGUGACUGGAACUAUGAUAGCAUAUGUAAUAAAUGACAUGACGUAGCACCUCAUGGAUUCAGUGAGAAUCAGUUGUUACUUUAUUACGUUUUGAGUUUUCCUGCUGGGAUCUCUGUCUGAGGUCCUUGAAGUGAUUGUGAGAAGCAGCCGGGACUUCAUGGGAUUUCUGCUGCAGGCCCGGAGAGUGUCUGAUCAUCAAAUAGCUGGCACUUUUGUCUUCAUUCCUCCUCGUUCCAAACUGAUGACUUGUUCUGAAGAGGCUGACUCAGUCACCCACUCUGACAAGUCCCCGAAGAGGAACCUCUCCUUCCUGUGGAAGGCCCCCACCCAGCCCGUGGGGGACGUCAGAUUCCUUUUAUCAGUAGUCCAGUCAUAUUUCGUUUACUGGGCGAGGAUUGAAUCAUCUGUUGUGUCUCAGCAGACACAUAGCAGAGCCCAUUCUGAGGACGGCGUGGAGCCCGGGUCGCUGUUGCCACCCCCUCGGCAGAGGCUGGACAAUAUCGGAGGAACUGCUCCAGCUCCCAGGGUCCCCAUGGCUCUUCUGCAGCAGCGCACAGACGCCUUUGCUGUUGGCCUUCCUGAAGCUGCAAAGGAGGACUACCCAGAUCUUGUUCCUGCCGGUAUUUGGAUGACAAAGUUUCCUGGGGAUGCAGAGACUCUGUUCCAACCAUCUUCACACACAGCUACCGCAGACAGCAAUGGCCAGCAAGCCCGUGGGGGCAGUGACCCAACCCUAGAACCGUCCCUGGAUGUCCGUGGGCUGGAGAGGCUUGUGGCCCUCAGGGGAUUCUCCUCAGAGAGCUUUGUUUCUAGCCCUGGCACCCACCACAGCCCUUCCAUUCUUCCCUUUAGAACUCAUAAUGACCCACGCUCUGACUCACUGGAAACUUGCCUGUCCUCAGAGAGGAAUGAACAGGACAAGGUGGAGGCCUCUAACAGGACUGAGACAAGGCAUCCUUUGUAUACUGUCCAGCUUACCUCUCCCCCACACCUCUGGGCCUCUGAAGCUUUCACAGGGAAUGGGGCAGGGGCAGCCAACCCGACCCCUGUCUCCCAGAUAUCUGGCACUUCCAAGCCACCUGCUGCUGGUGACCAGUCAGAGGCAUGGAGGCCCUCUGCCAGCUUCUUACCUCAAUCAAAGCACUGGGAGCCUAGAGUAGGGGAGGAGAAGGGAGAGGGUGGACUGGGAUUCCCUAGGAAGACCAACUCCAGGCCUGAAGUUGGGCAGGAGGGAAUCAGAGCCCCUUCAGGGAUGCAGCUCAAGACUGCCCAGCUGGGAGUCCUGCUUGGCCUGUCAGCCGUGCUGGGCAUGGCCCUGGCUGCUGGCCUGCGCUACCUGCACUCCCGGUAUUGCCACCUGCGGACUGAAGUGUCCUUCCGGGAGCCUGCUGCAGACGCUGUUGCCAGGAGCGACAGUGGUGAGACUGUGUGUGUCAGGAAGAUUGGGGAGAACAGUUUUGUUUUGGUGCCAGCUGAAUACAACUGGAUCGCUUCUUCUGCGGGUAGCAAGAAAACAGUCCUCUGAGAAGUCGGUCAGACCAGGCCUCUUGGUGGCCCUCCUUGAGCCCUAUAGAGUGUCUCAGUCGGAACAGAGCUAAUGAGAAUACCUGAUGAGGACAGGGAUCCGCUGUGCCUUCUGUCAGCGUGCAGUUAGUGGAGGAAGCUGCGAAAGGAUGGUUUUAUCAACAGAGGGAGUUCUACCCCGGCUUUGUUGUCUUAACAUCUGUAAUUUAGCUUCUUUUUUUUUUCUUUUUGCAAUUAGACGUUCUGUUUGAAGAGUUAAACUCAGCACAAUGAAUAUUGUAUAACCCGCUCAUUAACUAGACUCCUGUGGCCGCCAAGCUUCCUCUGUUGCCUUAAGGAACCUGCAGAAAUAGAAAUUCUGCCCCUC
Molecule: messenger RNA, 3464 nt
Organism: Microcebus murinus (gray mouse lemur)
Lineage: Eukaryota; Metazoa; Chordata; Mammalia; Primates; Cheirogaleidae
Source: RefSeq, a predicted model, not a curated record